UGUCUAGACGUCUACGUACGCUGUAGUAUCGGUAGUAGUAUCAUGCAUGCAGCAGGACCAGACAACAGCAGGACCAGACAAGUGAGAAUAAACUGUGUGUGUGCUAAGUUUGAAGUCUACCGCAUCUGGUUCGACUGACUUUGUAGUUCCACCAUGCCGAAGAAAAAGACCGGAGCUAGGAGAAAGGCAGAGAAGCAGAAAGAGCGACAGCGUGAAAUAAGACUGGCUGGAGAGAAUCGGCAGAUCGUUCAGUGGGCAUGUAAUUAUACAAUGGAGUGUGACAAAUGCAAAAGGAGACAAAAGAACAGAGCAUUUUGCUACUUUUGUGGCUCGGUGCAGAAGCUACCAGUCUGUGGUCAUUGUGGGAAACUAAAAUGCAUGCAGAAAAGUGGAGAUUGUGUGGUGAAGCAUCCUGGACAGUACACUACAGGUAUGAGCAUGGUGGGAGCCAUAUGUGACUUUUGUGAAGCCUUCAUCUGUCAUGGCAGGAAGUGUUUGACAACUCAUGCGUGUGAGUGUCCUCUCAUGGAUCUGGAAUGUAAGGAGUGCCAACGAGGAGUAUGGGAUCAUGGUGGCCGUGUGUUCAUGUGCUCUUUUUGUAAUAGUGCAUUAUGUGAAGAUGACCAGUUUGAGCAUCAAGCCAUGUGCCAACAGCUGGAGUCAGAAUCGUUCAAAUGUGCUUCGUGUAACAGGUUAGGACAGUAUUCCUGUCUCAGAUGUAAGAUUUGUUAUUGCGAUGAUCACGUCAGACGGAAAGGAUUCAAGUACAAUAGAGAUGACGCAAUGCCGUGCCCAAAGUGUGGCUUUGAUACCAAAGAAACCAAGGAUCUUAGCAUGUCAACAAGGAAAGUUGACUUUGGUCGUCAUGCCAACGAUGGAGAAGAGAGAAGUUACGGCUUUGGGUACACCAAUGAUGAUGAUGAUGGUGAAUAUGCCAGCAAUGACUGUGGUUUCUAUGGAGGAGGAGCAGCCGGAGGAUCGUACUACGACGAUGAUGACGACGACGAUGAAGAAGAUGAAGAUGAAGAAGAAGAUGAAGGUGGAAUUGCUACCCAUCUUGCUUCUCUAGAUAUAGGAACCACCUAUGCCUCGGCAAAGGGCAGUGACUUCACUUAAGGUAUUACAACAAAUAGCAUUUGGGUUUCGAUGGUCAAGACUAUGAUGGAAUUUAUGUUUGAGUAAGAAACUAGCCGUUAAUUUCACCAAACUCUUCCUAACUUAGGAUUAAUCUUAGGACUUAGGACGUGUCCAAAGUUGUAGGACGCAUUG
This is a messenger RNA of Asterias rubens (European starfish), 1269 nucleotides long. RefSeq names its product zinc finger protein 330 homolog. The transcript has 11 exons. Gene Ontology annotation, molecular function: zinc ion binding. The record is from RefSeq and is a predicted model, not a curated record. Gene Ontology annotation, cellular component: nucleus. Lineage: Eukaryota; Metazoa; Echinodermata; Asteroidea; Forcipulatida; Asteriidae. The coding region runs from base 154 to 1116 and encodes 320 amino acids.